Closterium sp. NIES-67 is the source of this 2271-nucleotide messenger RNA. Lineage: Eukaryota; Viridiplantae; Streptophyta; Zygnematophyceae; Desmidiales; Closteriaceae. The record is from the annotation of a GenBank genome assembly.
ACGAAAAAAACCGCACCCCCACCAUAAACCUCUAGCCUAAAGUAGCAUAAGUACCACCCAGCUUCUUACGACGCACUGCAUUCUCCCAGCCAACGUUGCUUGCUACCUUUUUGUCCCCUUGGUCUAGGCGCGUAUUUUAAGUGUACGUUCCGCCUUAUAAUCGACACCUCUGUGCUUCACUGUCAAGUUUAGUACUAAUUCGACUCUUCACAUAGAGGUCACGUGAUCUGCACACACAAGUCAGCAAGCCAAGCUGCCCUUUUCUACCAUUCUAGGCGAAGCAUAUGGGGAAGACCAAGUACGUGGUGGUGACGGGAGGCGUGGUCAGCGGAUUGGGGAAGGGAGUUACAGCUAGCAGCAUCGGAGUCGUCCUAAAAGCAUGCGGCCUCCGGGUCACAUCGAUCAAGAUCGAUCCGUACAUCAACACGGACGCGGGGACCAUGUCGCCGUUCGAGCACGGCGAGGUGUUUGUGCUGGACGACGGCGGCGAGGUCGAUCUGGAUCUGGGGAACUACGAGAGAUUCCUUGACAUCACGCUAACGAGAGACAACAACAUCACCACCGGCAAGAUCUACCAGUCUGUGAUUGAACGGGAGAGGCGUGGUGACUACCUCGGCAAAACCGUUCAGGUGGUGCCGCACAUCACCACGGCCAUCCAAGACUGGAUAGAGCGAGUGGCGCAGGUAUCAGUGGACGGCAGCGGGGAGAGCGCUGACGUCUGUGUCAUCGAGCUGGGCGGCACUGUUGGCGACAUUGAGUCCAUGCCCUUCAUUGAAGCCCUUCGACAGUUCCAGUUUAGAGUGGGCCAGGAGAACUUUUGUCUGGUGCACGUGAGUCUGGUGCCCGUGCUGGGCGUGGUGGGCGAGCAGAAGACCAAGCCCACGCAGCACAGCGUGAGGGAGCUCCGCGCGCUCGGCCUCAUGCCCAACCUACUGGCCUGCCGCAGCGCAGAGCCACUGGAGCCGUCCACUCGAGAGAAGCUGUCACAGUUCUGCCACGUGCCGGUGGCCAACGUGCUGAAUCUGCACGACGUCAAGAACAUCUGGCACAUCCCUCUGCUGCUGCUGGAGCAAUGCGCGCAUCUCUCCAUCCUCAAGCAAUUUCAGAUCCAACCACCCGAGCCUCAGCUGCAGGAAUGGGCGCACCGAGCCAAGGGUUGGGACGAACUCACAGAGACAGUCAGCAUUGCCAUGGUUGGCAAGUACACUGGUCUCUCUGACUCCUAUCUUUCUGUGCUCAAGGCGCUACAGCAUGCAUCCAUGGCGUGUGGCCGCAAGUUGAUCCUCGAGUGGGUGGCAUCGUCUGACCUGGAGGAUGCUGCCAAACAAGAGAGCCCGGACCUGUACAACGAAGCAUGGGCAGCCUUGAAGAGAGCGGAUGGAGUGUUGGUGCCGGGUGGGUUCGGAGACAGGGGAGUGGAGGGCAAGAUUCUGGCAGCCAACUACGCCCGAACCAACAGGAUUCCGUACCUGGGCAUCUGCCUCGGCAUGCAGAUCGCCGUCAUUGAAUAUGCCCGGAAUGUGCUGGGCUACAAGGACGCCAGCAGCACCGAGUUCGACCCAGCAUCACCGCACCCCUGCAUUGUGUUCAUGCCAGAGGUCUCCACCACCCACAUGGGCGGCACCAUGCGCCUGGGCGCCCGAGACACCUUCUUCCAUGCCACAGACUGCCUCUCCGCUAAGCUGUACGGCGCUAUCAGCAGUGUGAGCGAGCGGCACCGGCACCGCUACGAGGUCAACCCCGACAUGAUCGGCGAGUUUGAAGCCGCGGGUCUCCAGUUCGUAGGCCGGGACGAGUCCGGGCGGCGCAUGGAGAUUCUGGAGAUCCCGUCCCAUCCUUACUUUGUGGCCGUCCAAUACCACCCCGAGUUUAAGUCCAGACCAGGAAGGCCGUCCCCUGUCUUCCAAGGCCUCAUUCUUGCAGCUUCAGGUCAGUUGCAAAGCCACCUGAUCUCCCAUUGAAGAUCACCUACAUUUGCGUGAAAGGUGGUCUAGCAAGCUUUUGAGACGACUCAAACGGCACUUUAUGCGCAGCUUAGCGCAGACAUAGUUAGCAAUCAGGCACCAUGGUUAGCAUCGCACUUCAUUUGUGCCGCCGAGUUGAGCAAUCAGUCAGUGACACUUUCUUCAAAGAACGUUUUCUCUAUGUCAGCAAUCAAGGUUCUUGCAUAGGUAUGAUAUAGUGGACUCAACUAGACCUGCAGCAUUUACAUAGAUCAAUCAAGUGACUUAGGGUUGAAUCUUGGAAGUAGCAUUACAAUCGAAUUCGCAA